GAUUACCACUGAAUUGUGGUUAAGCAUUAACACAUUGAAGUUAACAUUUAGGACAGUUUCAAUUCGAGUCUACUUGACGUAUGAUAUCCGCCAUUAUGACUCAGCCAUGAACAUGUGCAUUUUUUCGGCAACAGACCCAUCCAUGACUGGGUAGCUCUUCAGAGGACACAUGAACAUUUAAUUAUGGAAGCUGGGCAGUUGGCAGAACCCACCAGCACUGAUGAUAUGAUUAACCUGAGUUACCUAUUGGCUGGGGGAAGCUAUGGUGCAUACCAGUUCAGCAAUACUUGUGUUAUAGACUCCAUUUUGGCUGGAAUUCAUGUUCUUGCCAAAAUGUAUCCCCAAAUUCGAGAUUUGUUCACGAGGGAUAACAAAAUCAAUGCGGUUAUACGUUUCCUAGACUUCGCCAAGGUCAAUGAGGCCAAGGCACUGUGGCUUAUUAACUUGAGCCUUCGUAAGGAAAAAAACCUCAUGCAAAAUGAAUUUGUAGAUAUCAGAGGUUAUGUUAGAGACCACUUGUCAAACUUCAUUGAGCUGGUAUGUGCCAGCUUCGACUAUGAUGACUCGCAAUCAAGCUCCACACCAUGUGACACAGUUCUCAACAACAUAUUGAGGAAGUUUGAGGAGUACGGUGAGGUAAAACCCUUAGGCACUUCUCGUCAUGAACCCAAACUCAUCCUGGUAGACAUUGAUGACCGGAUAUGUAUCCUACCUCCCCUCUCCAUCACGGAUGAUUAUGAAAGGACAUACGAGCUCCAGUUCCUGCUGAUGGGACAGAGUACACCCCUGUCCAACCACAUGGUCCUAUUCCUGUCCACUCAGCUGACUGGCAGAUGGAUGAUCUAUGACAACAUGAAAACACCCCUGGUCCAGGACAUUGGUGUGAGUGAACUACAGAGAGCUACAGAGAGGGACAAGUAUGUUUCCUAUCUUGCUGCUUAUGUGAAGAAAGAAUAAUAAUAAGGCUGCUUCGGGAGUCAAGGGCAUCCUCUUUAGAUUUUAGUUCUGUAUUUCCGAGAUCCUGUCCCAACUACAACUAUUAGCAUUAUUUAAAAAAUCCCCAUAAAAUUCUGUCAAUUUAAGAUAGAGAUGUUUUUUUGCAUUGAAUGCAUCUCAAUCCACCGCAUACGCCAAUGUCACUCUUCCGCAUCGGUGGUAAAAGGUGACGGAGCUUAAUUAAGCCAUGUUUGUCAGACCAUGAGACAUCCCGAAAAUCGGUCUUUUCACAAAAUCGUCUGUAGUGUUUGAACAGUUUAGCCUAUAAAACUAUUAUAACCCCUCUUUUGAAAGAUGAGACUCUCGCGAACACAAUGGUAUUUGCCGUUUGGGAUACGUCUGAAGUUGGUACAGCCGAUCUGCCAACAUCUGUCUGUAGUGUCCGAACAGUUUGGAGUACACACUAAUGCUUCUCUGUGGAAAGGUGACAUGCCUCACAAGACUCCUCUGAAGGUGUUCCGGUACCAGUUGAAAAAAUUAGUACAAGUACAAUACCGUUCAAAAGUUUGGGGUCACUUAGACAUUUCCAUGUUUUUGAAAGAAACUUUUUGACCAUUAAAAUAACAUCAGAUUGAUCAGAAAUACAGUGUAGACAUUGUUAAUGUUGUAAAUGACUAUUGUAGCUGGAAACUGCAGAUUGUUUUUUAAUGGAAUAUCUACAUAGGCGUAAAGAGGCCCAUUAUCAGCAACCAUUACUCCUGUGUUCCAAUGGCGCGUUGUUAGCUAAUCCAAGUUUAUCAUUUUAAAAGGCUAAUUGAUCAUUAGAAAACCCUUUUGCAAUUAUGUUAGCAAAGCUGAAAACUGUUGUACUGAUUAAAAAAGCAAUAAAACUGGCAUUCUUUAGACUAGCUCAGUGUCUGGAGCAUCAGCAUUUGUGGGUUUGAUUACAGGCUCAAAAUGGCCAGAAACAAAGUACUUUCUUCUGAAAUGCAUCAGUCUAUUCUUGUUCUGAGAAAUUAAGGCUAUUCCAUGCAAGAAAUUGCCAAGAAACUGAAGAUCUCGUACAAUGCUGUGUACUACUCCCUUCACAGAACAGCACAAACUAGCCUCGCUACUUUUAUAGCCUCGCUACUGUAUAUAGCCUGUCUUUUUACUGUUGUUUUAUUUAUUUACUUAACCUAUUGUUCACCUAAUACCUUUUUUGCACUAUUGGUUAGAGUCUGUAAGUAAGCAUUUCACUGUAUGGUCUACACCUGUUGUAUUCGGUGCACAUGACAAAUAAACUUUGAUUUGAUUUGAAACUGUAUAUAACCAGAAUAGAAAGAGUAGGAUGCCCUGGUGCACAGCUGAGCAAGAGGACAAGUACAUUAGAGUGUCUAGUUUGAGAAACAGACGCCUCACAAGUCCUCAACUGGCAGCUUCAUUAAAUCGUACCUUCAAAACACCAGUCUCAACGUCCACAGUGAAGAGGCGAGUACAGGAUGCUGGCCUUCUAGGCAGAGUAUCUCAGACUGGUCAAUAAAAAGAAAAGAUUAAGAUGGGCAGAAGAACACAGACACUGGACAGGGGAACUCUGCCUAGAAGGCCAGCAUCCCGGAGUCGGCUCUUCGCUGUUGACAUUGAGACUGGUGUUUUGGAACACAGGAGUGAUGAUUAUGAGCCUCUGUACGUCUAUGUAGAUAUUCCAUUAAAAUUCAGUCGUUUCCAGCUACAAUAGUCAUUUUCAACAUUAACAAUGUCUACAUUGUAUUUCUGAACAAUUUGAUGUUAUUUUAAUGGACAAAAAAUGUGCUUUUCUUUCAAAAACAAGGACAUUUCUAAGUGAACCCAAACUUUUGAACGGUAAUGGACAUAUAGAGACUGUUUAGUGUCAAAAAUAAGGGGUUAAAUACAUGUAAAAUAAAAAAUAAAAUAAAAAACGUUUUAAUUAAAUACAUUAAUUAAUGUUUCCUGAUCUAUCUUAUAUCUCGCUAAUAUAGGACAGACAUUUCAGAACAAAAUUCAUUUUAUUUUAUUUAUUUAUUUACAACUAUCUGUUGUUCCAUGUAUUGAAUCUGUUACUCAAUGCGUUUGAAAUGGCUAAUAGCAGUAAGGCCCAAACUUGUUUUGUAUCAAAUAUUUUUUACAAUAUUUUUGGGGGAUACUUCAAGGGGUCUUAAAAUUCUACAUCAAAUAGCUAAAUGAUCGUUGGUAUAACCUUCUUAAAACAAUUCCAUGUAGCUUUGUAGAACCCCCUCCCCCAUGACUGUACGUCACUUUGGAUAAAAGCGUCUGCUAAAUGGCGUUUAACUUAUUUUCAUAUUAUUUUUAUAAUGUUACUUAAUGUAAUAAGCUCUUCAGAAUGCUCUUUUUUUUAUGUUGACCACAGUUAUAGCCAGGAAUAACAUACACCAUUGACUAGUGUUAAGUGUUGUCACAGAGAGAGGUCUAAGAAUGCAUUGAUGCUAUGGAACCUUUUAUUCCUGCAACUAUGAACAUUGAUUUUACAAUAAUUGUGGUCCUGUCGCACAGACGAGCUACUAUAACAGGAAGAAACUGAGUAACUGACACUCCAGAUGUUUUUAAAUGUUUGUUCUGUUUGAAUAAGCUUAGCUAUCACUAACAAACAGUAGCUUGUUUCAUAUGGCCAGUAUUAAUAUGUUUACCGUUUAUUAUUGACAGUUUCUUUGCCAGUUCAUUUGAUAUUUCCUUUAUAUAUUCUGUACUACAGUAUAUGGUCACACUGUACAGAGCUGUGAAUGAGUAUGUGAACCCCUGCACUGUUUUCACAUAUUAAAAGGUGAAAUAUUUGUUUGAAUAAAAAAUAAUACGAUA
Molecule: messenger RNA, 3750 nt
Organism: Oncorhynchus nerka (sockeye salmon)
Lineage: Eukaryota; Metazoa; Chordata; Actinopteri; Salmoniformes; Salmonidae
Exons: 5
Coding region: 184-957 (257 amino acids)
Source: RefSeq, a predicted model, not a curated record